Dromiciops gliroides (monito del monte) is the source of this 903-nucleotide messenger RNA. RefSeq names its product taste receptor type 2 member 134-like. NCBI's taxonomy places the organism in Eukaryota, Metazoa, Chordata, Mammalia, Microbiotheria, Microbiotheriidae. Gene Ontology annotation, cellular component: membrane. The coding region runs from base 1 to 903 and encodes 300 amino acids. Gene Ontology annotation, biological process: G protein-coupled receptor signaling pathway; detection of chemical stimulus involved in sensory perception of bitter taste; sensory perception of taste. The transcript has a single exon. Gene Ontology annotation, molecular function: bitter taste receptor activity; G protein-coupled receptor activity. The record is from RefSeq and is a predicted model, not a curated record.
AUGCCCAACCUACUCAUUCUUUUCUUCAUGAUCCUGUUUCUCCUGGAGUCUGUGAUAGCAAUUAUAGAAAAUGGUUUCAUCAUCAUAGUGCUGGGCAGGGAAUGGGUGACAUGUUGGAAGCUGCCCCCUGGUGACAUGAUCCUGGCCAGCCUGGGCAUCUCCCGCCUCUUUCUACAUUGGGCAGGAAUUCUUAGCAACUUCCACACAUAUUUCUCCCCAAUUGGCAGAAGUAUAUACCUUGGCAUUUUCUGGAAUUUUGCUAAUAUGGCCACAUUCUGGAUCACUACCUGGCUUGCCAUUUUCUAUUGUGUGAAAAUUUCUUCCUUCACUCACCCAAUCUUCCUCUGGCUGAAGUGGAGGAUUUCCAGAUGGGUCCCCUGCCUACUGUUGUGUUCUCCACUGAUAUCCAUUUUGACAUGCAUCCCAUAUUUUAUAAACACCUAUCAUAUUCUCCAACUUCCAGUCUCUGGGAAUUAUUCAGAAAAGACUACUUUGGAAGAUAGGAUAUAUGGAUUGCAGAGGCAUUUCUUAUUACCUCAGAGAAUAAUUCUUUUGUUAAUUCCUUUCCUCUUUUUCCUGGUCUCCACCAUCUUGCUCAUUUCCUCCCUGUGCAGACAUUUGGGGAACAUGCAGCAACAUAAUGCUGGUUUUCUGGAUCCAAGUAUGCAGGUCUAUAUUACAACCCUGAAGUCACUUUUCUUCUUUCUCAUCCUCUAUACAUCAUACCUUCUCCCUCUGCUCAUCAGCAUCAUGAUACCACUUUCAGUUUGCAGCUCUCAGUAUUGGGUAUGGGAGGUAGUGACCUAUGCUGGCAUUUCCAUCCAUCCCGCCUUUCUGAUCCUGAAUAGCUUAAAACUGAGAAGGGCUCUGAAGAAGAUGCUUCAUGAACCACAGGCUGCUUAG